This is a messenger RNA of Daucus carota subsp. sativus, 737 nucleotides long. Its product is annotated as putative ripening-related protein 1. The record is from RefSeq and is a predicted model, not a curated record. The transcript has a single exon. NCBI's taxonomy places the organism in Eukaryota, Viridiplantae, Streptophyta, Magnoliopsida, Apiales, Apiaceae. Bases 62 to 622 code for a protein of 186 amino acids.
CAACUACUUGUUCAAUCUUACAUGCAUCAAAUAUUUGGAUACAACAACUAGAUACAACAAAAUGAAGAUUUCUAGCAUAGUCAUUUCACUUUUAGUAUUGUUGGCUUUCUUGAUUGCAGGCAAUGUCGAUGCUCAUUCUUGUAGCCCGAGCGGCAAAAUCAGGGGAAAGAAAGCACCAGCUGGGCAAUGCAACCAGGAAAACUACUCUGAUUGCUGUGUUCGAGGGAAGUUGUACCCGACUUACACAUGCUCGCCUCGGGUCACCGGUCAUACAAAAGCAACUUUAACUCUGAAUAGUUUCCAGAAAGGCGGAGAUGGUGGCGGUCCAUCAGAAUGCGAUAACCAUUACCACGAUGAUGACACGCCGGUUGUGGCAUUAUCAACUGGAUGGUAUAACGGAGGGUCACGUUGCCUCAACAAGAUUACUAUAAGGGCUAAUGGUCGAAGCGUGGAGGCUAUGGUUGUAGAUGAGUGCGAUUCAACAAUGGGAUGUGACGAAGAACAUGAUUAUCAGCCUCCAUGUCCUCACAAUAUCGUCGAUGCUUCAAAAGCUGUGUGGAAGGCCUUGGGGGUGCCUGAGAAUGAUUGGGGUGACUUGGACAUUACCUGGUCAGAUGCUUAGACAAGCCUGGCUAGGUUGCAUUUCUUAUUUUUGUCUAUGUUGUGUAGUUUCCAUGUUCAUGUGUAUUCGAAUUACUAAGUUUUUAUCAAUUUCAAGAAAUCAACUUUAAAACUUC